Messenger RNA from Miscanthus lutarioriparius, 729 nucleotides. NCBI's taxonomy places the organism in Eukaryota, Viridiplantae, Streptophyta, Magnoliopsida, Poales, Poaceae. The record is from the annotation of a GenBank genome assembly.
AUGGCGGUUUUAUAUGACAACCAAUUCGUGCACCAUCCGAAGGACCAUGGUGCUAUCGGUCCUUUCCUACCAGUAGAGCCAACACCGUCGUGCUAUUGUGGGUUACCGGUAUUUGUGAAGCGGUCAAGGCAUCCCGCGCCAGUUGGGCGUGCUUUCUAUUGUUGCCAACUUAAGCGACAUCCCCCAACACUUGAUGCCUACCUAGAGGGAUGUAGCUUCUAUCAGUGGAUCGAUGGCGAUGAAAUGUUCGAUCCGUUGAUUAUGUUGUUUUCUUAUGACCCCUGGAAGAGUGUUUCAUAUUUAGAAUUUGUUCGUCGGGUUCCACCACCACCGAACCCUCCAGAAAUAACAGAGGCGGAGAAGGUUGACGCUGCUUUGCGCCGUCUAGCCAAUCCUCCUAGAUGCCACUGUGGAGUGUCGGCGCGACUAACUACUCCUAGCCAGCGUGGAGCAUUCACUGCCUUCUAUUGUUGUGGAUUGCGAGAUUAUAGAGGGUUCCCAUCUUGUGACUUUGAGGAGUACAACUAUGGAUCCAAAUCGCACUGGCCUUCUGAGUAUGAAUUUGCGGAGUUUCAAGCAGGCAUUAAGCCAUGGCCAUGCACAAAGAUGCCGAACCGUAAGUGCAAGUGUGGCAUCAAGGCUCGCGAAGGAGUUGUUCUGUCUGAGCUAGGAUACGGAUACUACUGUGGCAAUGCUUAUGGAGGGCCGUCUGAGUUAUGGGUGAGUUGA